Pogoniulus pusillus (Red-fronted tinkerbird) is the source of this 2109-nucleotide messenger RNA. RefSeq names its product zinc finger TRAF-type containing 1 (gene ZFTRAF1). Gene Ontology annotation, molecular function: zinc ion binding. NCBI's taxonomy places the organism in Eukaryota, Metazoa, Chordata, Aves, Piciformes, Lybiidae. The transcript has 5 exons. Bases 58 to 1293 code for a protein of 411 amino acids. Gene Ontology annotation, cellular component: nucleus. The record is from RefSeq and is a predicted model, not a curated record.
GGGAGGGAAACAAGAUGGCGGCGGUGGCGGCAGCGGGGUGAGGUGACGGCGACGGCGAUGAUGUCCGGGGCGGAGGAGCGUGAGGCCGGUGGGGGCCCGGCCGCCCCCUCCGCCCCUUCCGCUGCCCUCCCCGGUCCUGCAGCGAUAGCAACGGGAGGUUCGGUAGAAUCGGGAGGAGCCGAAGAAGCGGCGGCUUCACUUCUCGGCGGGGCCCGGCCUCACGGUGAGGCGGGUGCCGAUCCUGACGCUCCACCUAAAAAACGGUUAAGGGCAGCGGGAGCUGGCUCAGGGGGACCCGAGGGGGCGGCGGGUAGCGUGAAGCUGGAGGAGCGGCUCUACUCCGUCUUGUGCUGCACCGUCUGCCUCGACCUGCCCAAGGCCUCGGUCUACCAGUGCACCAACGGGCACCUGAUGUGUGCCGGGUGCUUCAUCCACCUGCUGGCGGACGCGCGGCUGAAGGAGGAGCAGGCCACCUGCCCCAACUGCCGCUGCGAGAUCAGCAAGAGCCUCUGCUGCCGCAACCUGGCCGUGGAGAAGGCCGUCAGCGAGCUGCCCUCCGAGUGCGGCUUCUGCAUGCAGCAGUUCCCCAGGUCCCUCCUGGAGCGCCACCAGAAAGAGGAAUGUCAGGACAGCUCCAAAUUCACCAGGGGUGACCAGGUGGCACCAGGAGUAACCAAGGGACACAAGGAGGUGACCCAGUGCAAAUACAAGCGGAUUGGGUGCCCCUGGCAAGGUCCUUACCAUGAGCUGUCAGUGCACGAAGCCGAGUGCACCCACCCCACCAAAACUGGCAACGAGCUGAUGGAGAUCUUGGACGAGAUGGACCAAACCAGGAAAAAGGAAAUGCAGCUCUACAACAGCAUCUUCAGCCUGCUCAGCUUUGAGAAAAUUGGCUACACAGAGGUGCAGUUCCGCCCGUACCGCACCGAUGACUUCAUCACGCGGCUGUACUACGAGACGCCGCGCCUGACCGUCCUCAACCAGACCUGGGUGCUGAAGGCGCGGGUCAACGACUCGGAGCGCAACCCCAACCUCUCCUGCAAGCGCACGCUCUCCUUCCAGCUCAUCCUCAAGAGCAAAGUCAACGCUCCCUUGGAAUGUUCUUUCCUCCUCUUGGAAGGACCCUACGACGAUGUCCAGAUCCGCCCUGUCAUCUACCACUUCGUCUUCAGCAAUGAGAGCAACGAGACCGACUACAUGGCGCUGCCCAUCGUCGAUUCGGUGGAGUGUAACAAACUGCUGGCGGCCAAAAACAUCAACCUCCGCCUUUUUAUAUUCCAAAUCCAAAAAUAGGACUCAAAUAGAACCACCCCCACCCCCUCCCCACAACGUGUCCCCCCCUCCCAACUGGUGGAUCCUCACUUGGUCCCACAGGGAUUGAGAGAGAAAAGGGGACGACCCCUUAACAAUGGAGAGAAAUCUGUAUGUGGUGGUGAUGGUGGCAGCUUCUCCUUCCAAUAGCCAACUGCUGGUGGUCAAAAAACAUCAAGUUUUGGUGUUGUAUAUCACAGAUCUAAAAGCAGGACUCGGAAAUGACCUUCCCCACUGUCGGAUCCAUCUUUGGUGUUAUCAGGAUUGAUAGAAAAGGGGAAAAACGCCUCAGUAUGGAGGGAAAUCUACAUGUGAUGGUGGUGGCUUCUCCUUCCAGUAACCAACUGCUGGUGGUCAGAAAAACAUCAAUUUUUGGUGUUGUAUAUUCCAGAUCUAUAGAACAGGACCCAGAAAUUACCUUCCCCACUCUCAGAUCCAUCUUUAAUGUUAUCAGGCUUGAUGGAAAAGGGGAAAAACACCUCAAAAUGGAGAAAAAUCUGCAUGCGAUGAUGGUGGUGGCAGCUUCUCCUUCCAGUAACCAGCUGCUGGUGGCCAAAACCAUCAAUUUAUAUUCUGAAUCCAAAAUCAGGACCUUAACGUGACCCACCCCACCAUCUGAUCUUCCUUUGACAUCAGGAUUUAGGGAAAAGGGGAAAAACACCUCAAAAAUGGAGGGAAAUCUGCAUGUGAUGGCGCUUAACAGCAGUUUCUCCUCCCAGUAACUAAUGGAUAGUGGUCAACACCUGUCAGUUUUUGGCUUUUUAUAUAAUAAAUCCAAAAGUAGGACUCAAAAAAUGA